Molecule: messenger RNA, 2634 nt
Organism: Paramecium sonneborni
Lineage: Eukaryota; Ciliophora; Oligohymenophorea; Peniculida; Parameciidae
Source: the annotation of a GenBank genome assembly
AUGAGAAAUCAAAACAAGUUUAUAAAUGAAGAAGCAGGAUUAAGAUGCUACUAUAAUCACAGUUUACCAAUCAUUGAUGUGAUAUUAGAUGAAUCUUGGCCAGAAAAUAAAAGACUUGGUUGCAUGGAAUGUCCAAGAGUUUAGAAUAAGAAAGUUGAGUCCUUUGAAAGUUUUAAGAAUAGGAUUUAAGUUUCUUAAUAAAAAAAUCUAGAUUAAUAUUAAACAUUGGCUCAUCCUGUUCUUCAACUAUUAUAAGAUUUUAAUAAUAAUGUAAAUGAUUUAAAAUCCGAUUUAAACAAAAAAUUCAAUCUAUUAGAUUAACUCAGUGAAUUGGCUUGUAAUUUUGAAGAUGAAAUAAAGUAGCAAACUUAAUAAUUUGAUGAUAUCGAUUUCACAAAGGAAUUAGAUUUAUUAAUAUAAAACGAUGAAUAAUAAUAUUAAGAAGAGAAAUUUUUAAUAGAAGAAAAAUAGUUUUUUCUUAAAUUUAAUUGUUGGAAUAGAGAAACUUAUAAAAAGAUUUAUGAAUUCUAAUAAUAUCAUCAUCACUAGAAAAACUAGAAAUUAUUAGAAAAAAUUACUUAAAUGAAUGAGUCCUUGUAGAAAGUUGAUAAAAAUAUUCAUAUAAUAUCUGACAUUAUAAGGAAUAGAUAAGAAGCUAAUAUGUUAGAAUAACAAUUUGAAGUAGUAGCAUAUAACACAUAAAAUUUAAAAGCAAAUUUAUUAAUUGAAGUUACCUAAGCUAAUUUAAAUUAUUAUGACGAUGGUACUUUAAUCAAAAGGUAUAUUUUUAUAUAUUAAAUAAAGCGAAAACAACUGUUUUAUGGAGAGGGUUUGUUAAAACAUGGUCUAGUUAUAAAAAUUGAGUUGGAUUGGUGAAUAUGAUUAAUAAAAAAAUAAAAUUGGAAAAUGGACAGCAUUCUGGGAAGGAUAGUAAACUAAAAUUGGAGGGUAUUAUAUUAGAGGAGGAUAAAAAGCAGGAAAAUGGAUUGAAAUGACUCCAUAAUAUAGAGAGUAAUUUAAAUUAUUUAUUAUAUUAGUGAGAUGCUUGUGACUUUUGAAGGAAAUUACAAUUAUUUAGGUUUAAAAUAUGGACUCUGGACUUAUUUUUUAAAUGAAAAAAUAAUGUAAUAGUUAUUUUAUAUUUCAAGAGGGCUUGGGGUUUAUUAGAUUAAUGGAUUAAAGGAAGGAGAAUGGAUUGAAAUAGAUGAAAAUUAUAAUAAAGAGUAAAUGAAUUUGGUGAUAAUAAAAGUUGUCAAAUUAUUUUGAAAGGAUAUUAUGGCUUAGAGGAAAGGAAGUAAGGAAAAUGGGUAAUUUAUUUGAAGGAUGAAAUAUUGUAAUUUCUAUAUUUAUUUUGUAGAUUCAGCUCUUUUUAUAAUUCUGAAGGAUAAAAAGUAGAUUUUUGGGGAGAAAUUUGUGGAAAUUUUGAUUAACGGUAUAGUUUUUAAUACUAAUUCAUCAGCAGUCAUACCUAUAUUGAAGGCUUUUACAAUGACUAAGGUAAGAAGUUUGGUUAAUGGAUCAUCUACCAGAAUCAAUUUAGGAUGUAAUUAUUAUAUAAUUAUUAUGAUAGUGGAGGAGGAGAUUAUAAUAAAUUUGGAAAAAAAGUAGGUAAAUGGAAAGAAGUGGAUUAAAAUUAUUAAAAAGAAUCUUCUUUUUCUUUUGAUGAUGAAGAUAAUUAGUAUUUUAGUAACGAAAUUUACUAUGUUGGGAAUUAUAAUGAAGAAGGAAAUAAAAUUGGAAGUUGGAAAAUUUAUGAAAAAACCCAAGAAAUGUAAAUAUUCAUUAUUUAUGUAGCGGUGGAGGAAAAUAUCAACAAAAUGGAUAUAAAUAUGGGAAAUGGACAGAACUACACAACUUUUAUACUAAUGAGUAUUAAUAUUUAAUUGAAUUUUAGAAUUCAGCCAAUCAUGGUUGGAGAAUAUAAAUAUGGGUAAAGGUUUGGUGAAUGGAAUAUUUGGUAUAAAAAAAAUGAUGAGAAGAUAAAAAUGUAUUGAUAAUUUUCUAUAUUAUAUUAUAGAGGUGGUGGUUGUUAUGGGUAUAAUGGGAAGAAGAUUGAAAGGUGGACUGAAUUAUAUACAUUUACAUAUGAUACAAAAAUGUAAUUAUUAUCAAUAAAUUUAGCAAUCAAACUAUUUUAACGUAUGAAGGGGAAUAUGAUUAAAAGGGAUUUAGAAUAAACGAAUGGAAAAUUACUUCUAAGUUGAUGUAAUUUCAUGAGAAUAUUGGUGGUGGAAAGUACAACUUAAAUGGAAUGAAGAUUGGCUAUUGGUAGGAGAUAAUUAUAUAUUUUGGUAACAAGUAAUUUUUUAUUCUAAUCAAAGAGACUAUAUUCAUUGGAAUGGAAAGUAUAAUAUACAAGGGCAGAAGAUUGGAAAAUGGAAAAUAUUUCUGAGUUACUCAAAUUAAAUGUAACUAUUAUUACUUAAAUAUAGUGGAGGCGGAAGAUUUGAUUAAAAUGGAAUCAAAUAUGGUAAAUGGAUUGAAUUUGGCAAUAAAUAAAAUUGGUUUUAUAUUUAGACUAUACAUUUUAGUAAAUUCAGUAGCUAAGAGUUUUAGUUUUUUGAGGGAUAUUACAACAGAUAAGGAUAAAAAAUAGGAACUUGGAAGAAAAUAAGUAGACAUAUUCUUGAUUGA